AUGAAAUCGUUAAUAAUAGCUAUAGUUUUUGUUUUAUUAAAUUAUGCUACUUGUUUUGAUUGUUAUGAUUGUCAAAAUUGUGAAAUCCCUGCUAAUGAUCAAGCAAAUACCGCAACAUGUAGUUCAUCUGUAACACAAUGCAUGAAAAUAACAGCAAAAUUAGGCACUGUUUAUACAUACGUUCUUAAACAAUGUGGACCAUGUUCUAAUGAAACAUUUGCAUUUGGUGUCACUUUUGUUCAAGUUGAUUGUUGUACAGGAUCGAAAUGUAAUGGAACAAAUACUUUAUCAUUCUCUGAAUUUUCAAUAAUAAUUUAUCUUCUUUUUUUUAUUAUAUACUUCAAAUGUAAAAAUGAACUCUAUAUUAAUCAUAUUUACAAACGAAAACGACCAUGGCAUGAAAUAACAUUACCAUUAACAAAUAAAUCUGUAAAGAACAUUGAUCAGAAUUUAAUUUCUCUAUUACCACGACAAUCGAUAACACCACUUAUUCAAGAAUAUCUUCCUUAUGGAUUAAAAAAAUCACCAAUACAAAGAAAAAUGAUUACUCAACUUCAAUUUAAUGAACCACCAUUAUUUAUAAAUAAUUUUAAAGAAGAAUGGGAUGAAAUGGAUACAAAAAGUAUAUUUUCAUUACGAUCAAUAUCUACUCGAACUUCAUAUUAUACAAUUAGAGAACAGACUUUUUGUGAUGAAUUAAUUCUCGAUGAAAAAUCUCUUAUUAAAUAUUCAUCAUUAACAUCUUCAAAUAAACCUAUUAUAUCAUCACCUUCAUCCAUUGAACAAUUAUCUUCUAUUAGUAAUUCUUCAAAACCAACAUCAUUACAAUUAGUUUUCAAACCAUGUAUUAGUUUAUCUAAACAAUUACUUAAUAAUGAAAAAUCUAUAUCAGAUCAAAAUAAUUCAUCAAAUUAUAUUGUACUUAAUAUGGAUAAUUUUAAAGAAAUAAAUAUAUUUAAUAAUUUAUCACACGUAUAA
Rotaria sordida is the source of this 978-nucleotide messenger RNA. The record is from the annotation of a GenBank genome assembly. NCBI's taxonomy places the organism in Eukaryota, Metazoa, Rotifera, Eurotatoria, Philodinida, Philodinidae.